AUUUGGGAUCUGGGCUGGUUUGUAACUGACUCCUUUUCUUAGCUACAAAUGCAAAAGGAGCCUUUUGUCUUGACUUUCUCUGGCUACUAAAAAGCUAUUAAUAAAUGCACGGCAAGAGAAGAGGGAGCGAGGAGAGGAAGGAAGGAAGAGGCAAGCCAUCCCCUUGUUUGUGUGGAGCGUGGCUCACUGAGGUCAUAACAGGAGAAUGGAAAAUGUUCAUCAUAAUUAACUGCAGAUCAGGGUAGUGGGGGGAGAUGGCUGUUGCUUCCUGCCACCGGCCGCUGCUUUUCGUUCAGCGGUUUCCUUGAGAGCGAGACGGUGGUUAGUUACGAAGAGCCGUUACCCACUGCUGCAGUCCUGCCAGCUAUCGCGACGUAGAGAUGUAGAAAGGACUCAGAUCGCAAGAUGCGGACUUGAUUUGUGUUGCUUGGCAUUGCUGGUUGUCUCUCCCCGCUCCUCCCCUCAUUUCCUUGGCGUUGCUGAAUUCUCCGCCUCCCCCCGUUCCCUUUCAAUAGGGCCUUUGCACUGAAGCCAAGUGAAGAACCUUAUGAUUGCACUAUACGUAACUCAACUCAGAUAAGACUCCGCUAACAAACAAGCAGCUUCUGCCCUUUAGAAGGACUCAUCCAUCAAGCUCUCUCAACUUUUGCUCCUCAUCAGCAACUUCCAUCUCUACACGCUGAAGCAGACACCUAACAACUCACUUCCAUCUUUCAUCCUAAAACCACCAUUCUCUAGCCAUGUUCCAGCGCCUCACCAGCCUCUUCUUCAGUGACAGCAGCACACCUGAGGACCUUGAGGAACCCAAGCCCUUUGUCUCUGAAGAGGAAGAAGAAGAUGGAUGGCUCAUUAUUGACCUACCAGAUAGUUAUGCUUCAGCCUCCAGCAAAGAGCGGUGGGUAGAAGGUCCUGAUCCUGUCAGCAUGGAGAGCAACCCCAUGGAGGACCUCUUGAUUGAACAUCCUAGCAUGUCCGUGUACGUCACCAGCAGCAGCAUCGUUGUGGAGAGUCCUGAGGAGCAGAUCAGUGAAGGUGAGCUACCUGAACGCCGUUUGCAGCGCCAUGCCCCACACCACUCCACCUCUCUUGCCACCAAGGCCGCCAUCUUGGAGAAGGUCAACCAAGUACGACGGAUUCAGCGGGCAAAGCAUCUGGUGGAGAAGCACAAGUUCAGUCCAAAAGUCAUGCAGCGGCAGAACCGCACCAGAGAGUGCCGCCCACGACGGGCCAAACACCAAGGCAGCUUUGUCUAUCAACCAUGCCAGCGCCAGUACAACUACUAAGCUACUUCAGGAAGUCUAUACUGUGGGGCAUUAUCCUUUUUAACUUUCAGCUUCACCAGUUCCUCACAAUGCUUUCUUCAGCUGAGAGGGUCGUCUUCGUCCAUUUUCUGAAAUAAAUCCAUCCCCCCUGUGAAAGAACCUCCUACAUUCUCCUGAACUGACAACAUUCAGUGGUAGUUCUUUCUUGGGCUUUUUGUGGGCUUUAUUUCCCUUGUCAUCAAGAAAUACAUUUUCUGAUCUAUGACUUUCUUUCCUUUUUGGGUUUUAAUCUCCCCCACUUCCCUCCCUGCUUCCAUGAAUGUGGAUUUUUAUUUGGAUCUUAAAGUGAGAGAACUCAGCAUGUUCCACUAAUAUUAAGCAACAAGGCUGCAGGUCUAUUUUUUAAGUGUUGGAGAAACAUGUAUAUAUCUUGAUUACCAAGAAAGAAAAGUUGGGUGGAUAUUUUCCCUGGUCCCGAAGUAGCAUGAAUCCACACACUGGGUCUCAUAGCCGUUACCAGUGGUAGAUUAAUUUGGUGCUUCCAGUGAAUAUAUCACAUUUAUUUUCUUUUGUAAAUGAUAUAUAGGAGGGCUGACAUGGCCUAUCAUUUCCUUUUGCCCCUUGUUGUUGCACUAAGGAGCCUGAGACAUCAGUGCCUUUCUUUAUGACAUCACACUCUUCACAGUGGAAAACUGUGAUGUCACAAAUGGAGCUACCAGGUUCAUGUGCAUACUGGAAUACAACAACAAUAAAUGAACCAACUAGGUCCCAAUUCAUAGACUAACUAAAAUAUAUCUUGUGAAAAACUUCCUUCCCUUAAAAAUAUAUGAAUUAUAUAUUUGUUCCUCUCACUAGUUGAUUUGAUGACUAGGCAUGAGGCAUCUCGCCAUAUCCUUAACUGUACAGGGGUUGCAAAACAGCUCCAUGAAUAGCUAUGGGAGUUUUGCCAUUGACUACUAAUGGAGAAUGGGUUAUGACUGAGUUUUCUGUUCAGAUGUGUCAUGUGAUGUAAUAGAGAACCUUUGGAAGUCCUUUGUGGCUGCAGUUCUCAACGGUGGUUAAUGGGAAUUGCAGGAGCUCAUGAUUAUUAAAAGGUCAAGUAUAUUUUAUUGCAGUUCUUAAUCAUACAUGGCCUUUUCAAAAUGCAUGCAGUGGGCUCUUCAUCCAUUUAGUUAGUUGCAUGGUUAUUUCUCGCAGUAUCGUUCAUGGCUCCACAGCAUAAUGAUCACGUCGUUAAAGCCAUGUGUGCAGAGCACAAUGCGAAGAUGUGAUAUUUUUAAGAAGACAUGAAGAGACAUCCUAGUAAAACUGUCAUGGACAUUCAUAAGCAUAAGAGCAAAAAUAUAUUUUUUAAGAAAAUACAAAAAUAAAAUUAAAAUCACACACCUUUUCAUGCAUUUUACCAUCAUGUUGAUAGGACACUUCCAAUAAUGAAACAAUUUUCUUAUUCUAAGAAAAAGAAAUAGUUAUAAGUAAUCUGUUUUUAAAAAAUCAAAGCAGAAAUUUGGCAAUGGUACCCCUUGGAUGAUCACCAUGUGCAAUUCUGACCACACUUACUAGUGAUUAUGCUUCAUUGAAUACAAAUGUGACUUACUUCCAAGUAAACAUACAUUGGAACAGCACAAUCCAACCCAGUCAACUGCAAUUGUUUUCAAUGGGGGAGGGUCAAGCAUGUAGUUAAAUUUCUCCUAUUGAUUUCAAUGAGACACAAAGUCUUUAACAUUGGCUGGAUCAUGCACAAACACUAAAUGCAUAACUCGUCAUUCACCAUCAAGAGGAUGCUUCAUAUUAAUCCAUGUUAUCUUGUUUUGGCAUUGGUGCUAAUGUCAACGACCUCAGCAGAGCAAGGGGCUUACACAAAUUGAUGAUAGCGAUGACAAAGUAUGUUGAAGAGAGUAGUGAAGGCUUAUUUUAAAUUAAAAAUAUGGUGAGGGGUUGAAAUGAUGAAAGAAAGGAUAGAAGACAGAGAGUAAAAGUAAGGCUACAAGCCUGUGUGUGCUUAGUAGGGAGUGAGUUCUAUUGAAAUUAGUGCGUUUUACUUCCAAGUAAGCAUGCACAGAAAUUGUACUGCACAUGAGACAAGAAGGGACUUGGAACUGUUGAACAGGUGUAAGCUGAAGAUGUGGAGGUCACUCUAGACUCCCUAGAGAGCAGAGGGAGUAGAGUAGCAUGUGCCUGCAUUUUGAAGACUGCCUUUUCUAGAGUGUAGAAACUACAAAUUGUAAACUUUCCUAUAAGAAAAACCUCUAGAUGUCACAUGGGAUACAGAAAUCUUGGUCUGUUGUCUGUAGCAUGGAAAGUAUCUACGCAUAUGAAGAUCAUUUUAGGAUUAAUUUGGUUUCAUGCAGCUCUGUUAAGGAAGGGUUGCCAAAUUAAAAAUAGUUGCAUAUGAAACACCUGGAAGAAUACGGAAAGAGGGGAAUAACUGUUUCCCUUAUAUAUGUUUUAUUUGUUAGUUGUGCUUCCCUUCUCCGUUCAAGGGAAUUAGAACAUUCACCUCCAUUUAAUGGCCACCAUUAUGAUUGAUCUUGAACAUUUGCCCAAUAUGGUUGAGAGCUAAAUUCUCACAGCAAUACUUCAGUUCACCUCUUGUGCUGAUGGUUGGAACUUCCUUUGGAAAACCUCAGGACAAUCAUUUGGCUUGUAUUUGGGGCUGUAAACAAUGUACAUUUUUGUACUAAAUGUACUUAGUACAUUUUUGGACUAAGCCUAAAAAUCUCUCCUUGAAACCCAGAUUGAGAUUGGUAAAGGGGAAAACUUUAAAAUGGUUUUUUAAAAAAUAAAAAAUUCAGCCUUUGGCUUAAACAUUUAUUCACCAAAUCUGAAAAGGACAGUUUGUCUUAAGUGUAGCUAAUGUUCCUUGCUAAAGUGCAGGUGGUACAGGAGGAGCUUCCCCCGCAUAUAGCAGCAAAUAGGAGAGUGAUUCAUAUUUGUACAUUUCUAGUCCAUUAUUGUCUAUUUGUCUUCUGCAUUUAACUUUCUGACAGCACAAUCCUAAGCAAGUUCACUAAGAAGUAGUCCCUUCAAGUUCAAUGAGACCUACUCUCAGGUAAAUGUGUUUAGGAUUGUAGACUAAUAUUAUCUGUUUGAGUUGUUUUUCUAAGAAAAUCCAACCUGGAAACCAUGUUUCUCCCACUAAUCACUGGAGCCAGAAAGCUGCUUUAGAUGCACCCAAGUGUUUGUGUGUGUGUGUGUUUGUUUGUUUGUUUGUUUGUUUGUUUGAUUGAUUGAUUAAGUGCCAUCAAGUUGGUGUCAACUCUUAGUGACCACAUAGAUAGAUUCUCUCCAGGAUGAUCGGUCUUCAACUUGGCCUUUAAGGUCUCUUGGUGGUGCAUUCAUUGCUGUCGUAAUCGAGUCCAUCCAUCUUGCUGAUGGACAUUUUCUGAGGGGGGUGGGGACAAAGGCUGCAAUUCUAUACCCACUUAUUUCAGAGUAAGCCCCACUGAAUUCAAUGGGACUGAACUUCCCCCCGCUUUUAAUGGCAGACCCUCAUCCUGUAUCACAAGCUGCUUUUGAAAUACCUCUUGUUUCAAAAGUGGUUUCAAAAGUGGUUUGCCAUGUGGCAUGGUCGUGGGAGGAGUUGUUAUCUGAGAAAAUGCCCUUUGGGUUUGGGGAACUAAUAGUUGGUUCUUUGAGUUCUGAUCUAUAUACUACUUAAGCUAACAGCUGCAUCCUUAUGGCACUACUGAACAGAACAUUUCCAUCAGAGCUAGAAAAGAAGCCUUCGCUAUCUUGGUUCUUAUGUACCCUGCACCUAGGAUUGUCAGUUCUCCUCGCCCCCACCCCCCACCCUCGAUAGAUAUGCUAUCCCUGUCACAGCAGCAUGGCAGACAAAAAUCCAACAGAUGCAACUUUGCCAGCCAUGAAGACACCUGGGAAAGCUGCAUCUGCUGUUGCUUUUAAAAGAGCAAAGAUGGUAAUCCUGAAUGCCUCUCUCCAAGUUUUAAACAAUAGAUCCAGGCUUAUGGCUAGGAAACUGCAGGCUCUGUUGUGUGUCCAGACUGAACUGUUAGCAAGAUCAGCUCCAAUCUUCUAAUGGUGACUUCUUUCUCUCUUCCCACCAUUGCUGCCUGUACCUACUUAGUUGCUUUCUCCAUGUUUUAAACCAAUUUCAGUCCCAAACUUAAGCUAAGUAUUCAGGAAGCAGCUGAUGUUGACUGCCCAGUUCUUACUGUAAUGGAAAUUGAUGGCAAAAUUCCCAUAUUGCAAGAGUUCCCAGCCUUGGGUCCGCAGAUGUCGAUGGACUAAAACUCAUCAUCCCCAGCCUUUUGCCAUCAUGGCCGGGGCUGAUAGCAGUUCUAGUCCAAAAUAUCUGGGGACACAAGGCUGGAAACCCCUGUGAUAUAGGAUCAGUUCUUAGUUGCCUUUAUGCCUUUAACAGCUCCUAAAAAGGCAUCAGUAUCACUCGUUACUGAUUCAGAGCACUUGGCAAAGCAUCCUAACAGCAAGGGGACAGAGGAAGAACCCCAAAACUUGGUUGCUGUCAUUCCUUGUCUCUGACUUGACCCCAGCUCCAUGUUACCACCAGGAGUUGCAGCCGAGAUAGGCUUGUCAGAAUUUUGAUUUUUCAGAAACAAAGAAAAUAAACCCAUACUAGUUCUUAAAUUUGGUCAUCUGUGCUAAUUCUCCUGUUUCCCUCCUAAGCCAUGGGACUGACCUGUUAAAAGCAGAAGAUGUGAUUAGCAAAUGUAAUUAAUUUGAUCUUGGCUCCAGGGCAGACUCACUUGAUCCAGAACUGAAACAGGAACAAUUGCAGUUACUGAUUGCAUCUUUCAACUUCUCCUGUGACUUACUGGGAAAAUAAUAGUUGGCUCUUCUGAACUGUAGUCAUAUGUACAGUGGCAUUCAAAAGUCACUGUUGGUUUCAUUUGCAUCUGACUCAGACAAGAGAUUAACACUUUAAUUUUGUGAAGUGUUUACAUUCUUUUGCCUCUUUAAUUUCACACUAAAUGCCUUUUACUAAAGCAGAUGGAGGUAGGGAAGAAGUAAGCUGCAGGGGCGUAACUAUAAUAGGGCAAGGGGAGACAGUUGUCUGGGGGCCCACUGCCUUGGGGGCCCCCCAGAGGCAAAUCACAUGACUGACUCCCCCAGGCGUACACCCACCUGGGCUUCCUUCAGUUGUAUUCAUCCUCUGAAAUUGACAUGAGUGUUAAGACCUGGAGCUACCAGAACAGCAUGUCUUUCUCUAGUACCAUGAAAUGACUUGCAUCGUCCACAACUUACAACAUCUUAAAAAAAAAAAUUAGGAUGUUGUUCUAUUGUGGCACAUAGGUGAUAGAUAGAUAGAUAGAUAGAUAGAUAGAUAGAUAGAUAGAUAGAUAGAUAGAUAGAUAGAUAUACAUUUUACUUCAGUGGGGGGGGCAUUUUAAAAUCUUGUCUCUGGGCCCACUCCAACCUUGCUACGCCCCUGGUAAGCUGGUAUAUUUAAGGAACUGAGAAGUUCUUUAUGCGAGUAUUUGAAUUUGCCUGUGGAAAUGAUCAUGCAGUGGCCCAGGUCUGCAUGAACUGCCAUGAAGAAAUCUGACAAUUCAAAAACAACAGAAGUUGAAUUGUAAAUGUCAUUGUUGAAUAUGUAACCUUCUUAGUUUAAUUUUGAGGUGGAUUUCACCUUUUGGUGAGCCUGCGCAUGACAAUAUUCAAACUCUCUGGUGAUAAAGCUUGAAUUUGACAUAUCCCCCGGUCAUUUCUACAUCUCAAAUGUCUAAUUACUGUGCUUUGAACACCAGAAAGUCCAUUAAGGGGAAAGAAAGAAAUAUUAGUGGCUUCUAGUGUAUUUGUUAGGUUCUCCAAUAUUCUCACAAGUGCAUAAGUUAAUUCUGGGAUAAAACCUUUCACCAUAACAAGGAUUCUGUCCCUUUAGGCUGUUGAAGCAAAUUCAAUCCCAGAUCAAUGCAACACAAGGUGUUUGGAAAAGUGACAUCCCAAAGACAGAAGACCUGCCCCUUUUAAAAUCAGACACCUACUCAGAAAUUUACUUUGUAAAUUUAAUAUAUAUUUACAAAAAUUUAUAUGAAAUUUCAUUUCAGCUGUUUCAUUUUCAAUGAAUCUCAGUUUAGAUUGCAAAUGAACUUUGUGAAGCAAAAAAAGGAAAGAUUUCUCUACAUGAAAAGGGAAAGAUUUCUCUACAUCUGCAUUAUAAUUAAUAAUUUGUGGCGAUUAAAUUAAAAGGGUCGAUUCUGGUAAGCUAAUUGAGAUCCAGCCCUCAUCCCCACAAUCUUCUCUCUUGCCCCUUGUUCUGCAGAAUUCAAAUUGUUUUCAUGUUUCCAAAAGAACCCUAGAUAGUCUCAUUUCUAAGUAAUAACUGGAUUAGACAGCUUUCAUUACUUCUGCCUCCCAGCCCAGCUUCUGUUUUCUUCUGACCAAGAAGUUCCAGUAUGUAAUUCUAUUUCCUUAGAAGAAAGUUCUACUGAUUUCAGAGGUCGUUAUUUCCAAGUGUGCGUAGGAUAACAGCAUUAAUGCUCUCUAGUGAUGUGGCCUCCUUACGUGGGGACAAGAAUAUGACUGAUGUUUCCUUCUGAGCAAACAGGAUGAUAUCUUACGGUAGGAUUUCUUAAUCUUGGUUGCCUAGAUGUUAUUGGACCAACUCCCAUAAUCCCCAGCCUUUAUGGCUGGGGAUGAUGGGAGUUGUAGUCCAACAUCAUCUGGGGACCCAAGGUUUAGACGCCCUGCCUUAUGGGCAUCUAAAUCUUGGGCUUAGCCACCUAGAGAACAAUUUAUUAUGGGGCGGCUAACAAAUAAAGUUUAUUAUUAUUAAUUUAUUAUUAAUAAUUAUUAUUGGGUCUGGCUGCAACCUCUUCCAGCCCUACUAGAAGUACCAUUUGCAGUCUUUGACGCUUCUUACUUGCUUUAGCAAUACCCAAGGACUGCAGAGAGCAAUAAUAUGAAAAAGAGGUACUAUGGUGGCAAGGCAAGAUUUUGCAUCUCUUUCCACCAUUUAAAAAAAAUACCUACACCUUAGCAUUUGACCUUAAAAAAGCUCCCCAAGAUAGUGGUGUCCAUUUCACUGUGAGUGCUGACCCCAUAAUUGUCCUUUCUGUCUGGUGUGAAGACUAUUGGGAGAUCAGUUUGAAGUAAAUACGUGCUGUGUGGCCUGGAAUGAUCUGAUUCACAAAAUCAUCACACCACAUCAUUAACAAACAAAAAAGCAUGGACAUGCCUUUAAUGCACUUAGGACUGCAGUACUAGGGUUCCUCCCUCUAGGAUUGUGUACCUCUGAGUGCUAGAUCCUGCCAGGACACAAGGCUAUUAGUAAUCAAGGGUCUUUCCCAGCCCUACCACCUGGAUACCAAGAACUGAACCUGGGGCCUUCUGCAUAAAAAGCAGGUGUUCACUGAGCUAGAGUUCCUUCCCAAAGGACCUGCUUGGCUAUUGUUGAAGACAGAAUGCUGGACAAGAGGGUCCUCUGCUCUGGUUCAGCAAGGCAAUUCUUAUGAUGUAGAAGAAGCAAAUGUGUUAUGAGCUUCCUAGAAAAACAAAUAAUUUGGACAAAGGUAAUUCAUCGUACCCCUUUCUUUCAAAAUCUGCUGCUUUGAUAACAGAAAUCUUCUCUCUCAUCUAGGGCUUGAUCUACCACCAGGCAAAAGUUAGGAGCAAAGCUCCAGCAGUGCAAAAAUGCAACUGUUUAUGCAAGUCCUGAGAAGGAGAAACAGACACAAGUGCUGAUUGUGUUACAGCCAAAUUCAGAAAAUACCAGCUCAAGCCGAUGUUUCUCAGAUGGCCUUGAGCAAAUCCUCAUGCCUCAGUUUUCCACCUGUAAAAUGGGUGAUAGUACCUCAUACUCUGAGAGGUAGCAUGGGAUUUCUGGCUCUUAUUGUAAAUAGAAAUGCCCCAUUUCAAAGCAAAUGUCAAAUUAUAACAAGUAUUAUUUGUCAUUGGUAAACAUCUCAGAUGCAUCAUAAUUUAAAAUAUGAUCCCUAAAAUGCCUGCAUCAUUUAGCGAUAGCUACUCAUUCAGGAAUGCCAUUAAAUGCUCCCAUCCCGUAAUGCAAUGAUCAGACUGGUGUUCUAAACACCAACAAUACAGGAGUUUCCUAUGUUAAGUCAAAGGAAAGGUGCUUAAAACUAAUAACUUCUGUGCGUGUUUGUGUAUGUGUGUAUGCACAUGUGUAAAUAUGUUACCACACCGAGAGGAUGUAAGCAUUAAAAAAAAAAAUCAAUAUUUUAAGUUGUGGUUAGCUGUGCAAUGCUGAGUCCUGAAUGAAUGAGGGAGAGUGCUGUAAUGACAUAUGUAAUGGGAUAGGCUGAGUUCUUUUCUUUUCUUUUUAUUUAUAUAGGGGAAAUUAACAGCAUGGACUCAGGGACAAAUCACAGUGUGUUGUUACCUUCAAGAUACGUGUUUCAGAACUGUCUGAUCCGGAUGGGGUUUGUUGUGUGUGUGAGAACCUGUUGAUACUAAUCUGCAUGUCCUAAAGAAUUUAUGAACUUAGUAGAACUGCUAUGUUGUUUUUGUUCUUUUUAAAAUACCUUUGUGUAAAUUGAGCAACAUGUGCUGCAUUUAGCUGCUGCCUUUUGGUCAAGAAAAAUAAAUUUGUUGGCCCCUGGCUUGGCUGUAUAACAGCAUGAAAGCCAGUCUGUGGGGUGUGGCCACUGUUUUAUAGUGGCACAGCCAUGCUGUGGCACUCCCACAUCAAAUAUGUGGAUAACAAGUUGGAAAAGUGAAGAUGGCCAUUUGUGACUCACUUUCUCCUUUAGGCCUGUUCUCUUGUAUAUAGCGUAAUAUAAAUAUAAAUACAUUUAAGCAAUAUUUUCACCUAAGCACCCCCCCCCAAUAUUUUGAGGGGUGCUGAGGAGGCAAAGUGGGGUAAGACCUAUGCUCUAGGUAAAACCAUAGCAGAGCCUAUCAUUGAACCACAAACCAUGGGUUAGCUCUCGCCCAUGACUGACUUCAGUGGGAACAAGAUAGAACCUCACUGGUGGGGAAUAUUCUGAUGUUUGCAAUAGAGAGGAUAGGGAAAGGGUGCCUCAAUGUUAAUUUGAUAUGUUUAGUAAUAAUUUCAUUAGUUAUUUGUAUUUUUUUAAUAAGUGGGGAUGAGGGGAAUUAAUGCCAAACAUAGACCAUGACAGACAUUUUCUCACUUCUAAAUUGUUUUGGUUACUAGAGUGGUGUACUGCUAGCUUCUAUAGAUCCUGCUAGGGAUGUGCAAACAUGUUCAACGUCAAACCAGUUCGGUUCAACAGUUUGGGGUCGAACCAAACCCCCCUUUUUUCGGUCUGGACCUAACCCUCCCCACCCCAGCCAUUCAGGGGGUUCGCAAGUUAUUUUUUUAAAAAGUUAAUUCCUUUUAGUACUUAUGCCCACUGGGGAGAUUUGACUCGAACCGAACUGGGCCAGCCGGUUUUCUGCACCCUGCUAGAUCCUGCCUAUUGAGCAGUAUGGAAGAAACUGAAGCCAUAUCCACCACACACUUACUAAGAUGUAAGGCCUAUAUAAAAAAGACGUAUUUCUGAGUAAACAUGCUUAGGCAAAAUGUUCCUUGAAUACUACAGGAAAAGAUAAUACUCCAAAAUGUUUCAGUCAUGUGUUCUUUGUAGUUUCAAGAGGACAUGUGUGUUUGCCCAAGUUAAAUAUAGUUAGAACAGAAGGUUGGUCUGAAGGUCAGACCUCAUCUCAUGGUAGAAUGGAGGCAACCAGCACAUAAAGUAGUCAACUUUUAGCAUGAGGCAAAAUGCAACAGUGAGAAAUUAAAUUUUAUCUGUGGUGUAGAUACACCCAUAGGUCUUUAUUGCAAAUAUACAGUUGUUAAUGCCAGCUUGUUACAUAAUAUAGACUAGUGAAGUUUAAACUUCCUACCUCAGGAAGCCCUUUCCACAUUGAUCUGUCUGCUUCACACCCCUUGAGGGUUGCAGAAGGUUCCGGAGUGCAUUCUAGGGUAUGCUCUGAGUUCACACGAGGUACCAUGAAGGCCUGCUGGGCCUGUUUGUCAACCCAAGCAGCCUAAGAGUGCACUCUGGAACAUGUCCAAUAAUUCCCUGUUGCUGUGCACUGCAGAGGAAGAUUGGUAAUGGAAAACAGUAGCUUGCCUGCCUUAUCAGUCUUGCCACAGAAUUCCUGAGCGGUCCAAUAUAAGAAAAAUCUUCCUUCAUCCAUCACGUCACCUAAGCGAUGAUGCCUGCUCUAUAGCCAUUUGUUAUCCAUUUUGUUUAGAGCCCAUGGUAAGUUGUACAUGAAAGCUAUAGGCCACCUCCAGCCUCAAAGACAGGAUGAGUACCAGUUGCAGGGGAGUAACAGCAGGAGAGAGGGCAUGCCCUACUCCUGCCUGUAGGCUUGUGUGAAACAGGAUGCUGGACUAGAUGGGCCUUGGGCCUCAUCCGGCAGGGCUGUUCUUAAGUCUCACAGGAUUGUUGCAAGGAUAAACAUAAUCAUGUAUGUUUCUUGGAGGAAGAGUGGGAUAUAAAUAUAAAAAUAAAAUAAAUUCAUUUGCAGUAUUCCCUUCCUCCUCCUUUUAAAAAGAAUUCCUAUAGAAGGUUAAAGAUUCUAUCCUGCUGACAACCAACCAAUAACCCAUUGCUAUUUUUAGCACUGAUUUGCAGAGAUAAAAGCUGAAGCAGGUGGCUAAAAACCAUUAUUUUGAUUACUUGAAAGCACAAUUUCCAUCCAUUUCAUUGGACCUUGCACAGCAGUGGAUUGUGUUCUUCGACAUUUCAGAUCAUCUACCAGACAGAAACAAAUAUUGAGAACACAAAGUAAAGCCUGAGUCAUAAAAUGCAUACAUUUUGCAUGGAAAAUAAUUUGCUGGAAUAAUCCAUUGUUUUGUAUUGGGUGUUUGUUUUUUGUCAAUAGGUUGUAACAUGCUUUAUUUUGUUUUGCAGAUCCACUUCUUCCUAAAUCACAGGCAUUAUAUGUUGACCUUUAUUGUUCUAAAAACACAAUUUUUAGGACUUUACACUAUUAUCCAGGCCUACAUUGUGAAUAGUGAGACACAGAGUUGCCCUCUUAAGAAUACCUUCUAUUAAAAUUUGUCUUCCCACCAUUAAAUUACUUUCUUGUUGUAGCCUCAACCAUCACUGAAGUAACCUUGUAUUUUUAACCUUUUCCUCAAUUAGGUUUUUUCAUAUGAUGAAAACAGUUCAUGCUGCAACAUCCAUAUAUUAAAUCUCUUCUAUGAUAUCCUAACUUUGCCUAACAAGUAGCAUUUGAGUGUUUAAAUAUUUAUUUUCUCUUAUCUACCUGACCUGUUAACUAAGCACUCUGCUCAUAUUACUUUAUUCUGAAUACAUUACAUCUCUUCCUGCUG
Molecule: messenger RNA, 12495 nt
Organism: Hemicordylus capensis (graceful crag lizard)
Lineage: Eukaryota; Metazoa; Chordata; Lepidosauria; Squamata; Cordylidae
Gene: TP53INP2
Product: tumor protein p53 inducible nuclear protein 2
Exons: 5
Coding region: 741-1283 (180 amino acids)
Biological process (GO): autophagosome assembly; positive regulation of DNA-templated transcription
Cellular component (GO): nucleus; autophagosome
Source: RefSeq, a predicted model, not a curated record